AUGCCGGACUGGACCUGGUUGCUAUUGGCUGCCCUCUUCGGAGCUGUCUCCGCCCUCGCCGUACCUUUAGCGUUGUUGUUCUAUUUCUUUCGUCCCUUUGAGAAGAAACUACCUGUAGAAGAGGAAUUUAGUAUACCUAUAACUUUACCCCCGGAAAUUUUAAAUGAACUUACACGCGGAGCAGGGAGUACGCCCGAGGGAGCUCUCAAUGCUAUGCUGCAGUUCAUUUUCCAGCAAAGCACUGCGGAUACACGCUGGUUACGACGACGUAUGGCUAAUGAAUUAGCUGAGUUACUAGCAAAAACAUCAUCUGGAAAGAUUUUUGAAUCUCUUACGCUCCGGUCAUUGGAAGUAGGUACAGAAUUUCCCAGCAUCACAAAUCUGCGACUUGCGAAUGGUGAACUAGAAGAUGACGGUGCUAGACUCCGCUCUCUAGACCUCAAGUGCGACCUCCAGUACGACGGUAGCUUCAGAAUAGAAGUCGACGCCGUCAUGCUCUUAGGAAAAAUAGCUAAUAUUUCUAUAACGGUGGAAAGUAUAAGCGGCAACGUACGUAUAAUGUUUCGGCGCACACCCUACACUCAUUGGGCGAUAGCUUUCGAGGCACCUCCUCGUCUGGAACUGCGAGUACGUGGUCGUUUUCAAGGGAGACAACUAAAGCCGCGUCUGGCAGCAUUAGUUGCUGCUCAUAUUCGUCGUGCUAUAGCUCAAAGACAUACACUCCCUAAUUAUAAAAUUCGAUACAAACCGUUCUUUCCAAAGUCGGAACCAGGUAGUACUGAUGGAGAAGAUGGACCGACACCACACGGUCGUCUCACGGUACGGUUAGUUGAAGUCACACGUCUUCAUUGGGCUGGUGGCAAUGGUAGCGUACGAGCUGCUUUAGCUGUGGACUCCCAUGGAUGGGUGUCGCUUCGUCGUGGUAUAUUAGUACUGGAUGUUGUAUUGCCAGCAGUAACCGGGCCGCUAGGGCUCGUAUGUUGCCAAGGAGUGGGUGCAGUAUUAGUAGAUACAGUUGUGCCAAUGUCUCCCGCUUAUAGAGCUGAUCUACGACGUGAUGAUGUGGUACUGGCCAUUGAUAAUAAACCCGUAAACAAUGUUGCACAGGUUGGUAAGCUGCUACGCAGUGUAGAACGUCGAGCAGUCACAGUACGUGUACGAAGAGGAGGUGCUGGAGGAUCUGCUCGCAGAGAGGAUGAGCCAAAACGAUUACGAACAAACUUCUCUUUCAGACGAGUUUCUGAAGUCAUGGAGGGAGUUCGACUGCAAGGCAUGAGAACAGCUGUUUCGAAAAAUAAUCUAACCGAAUCUGAUUCACCUUCAAAAUCUCCGGAGCAACAAAGUGAUACUGAACAUAUCAAACAAAAAGUAGAUCCUGUACGUCAAAUAUCAAAAGCACCAGAAAUUGGACCUGCCAACUACGGAUUACGCAAACGUCGAUGUUCAGUGGAAAACAAAUCCUCUGACAGUUCUGCUGGAAGUACUCCACCGGCUUCUGGAGCUAGCACUCCACUGCGACAAGCAACAGCUACCACUAAAACUGUGAAACACCCAGAUAUACCAAUUAUAAGAACCGACUCCUCAGAAUGCAGGAUAACAGAAAAGGCUGAAAAUACUUUAGAAGAAGAAGAACUAUUUGAAACAGGUGGCCCGAGGCAGACUGAGCAUGUGGAGAUAUGUCAAAUGUUUUGGACUAAAAGUGUACAAAUUAGACCAAUUAUACCAUUUGACGAGGAAACCGAAUUUAAAUUGAAUGAAAAUCACAAGUACCUGAAUAUAAACGUCUGGGCAACUGUGCCUGGCGAGAAAGAUGAAGUUUUGUUAGGAUAUUUAAAUAUACCAUUAGCGGCAUUGCUUAGCGAGUGCCAAGACUCUACCGUUCCUCAUCAUAUGAAGCGGUACCAAUUUUUGCCGCCGGAUGUCGAUAUUAAAUUUAGUAAAACUCAUAAAUUAGCGUCUCACGCCGGAUUCGAGCCGUGUUUAUGUUUUGGUGAUGCACUUGUAUGGUGGGAGUGGGAGGACGCUGGUAGCGUAAGGGCUCCGCGUCCUCCACCUCGAGGGCCAGUACCACCACGAGGUCCCGCUCAGCCAACAAGAACGGUUCAUGAUUUCGUUCGCACUCAUUUCCACAGAUCCACCCAAUGCGAUUUCUGCAACAAAAAGAUAUGGCUCAAAGAUGCAAUGCAGUGUCGUAACUGCGGGCUCUGCUGUCACAAGAAAUGUGUAACAAAAUGCCAAGAGACUUCGCCUUGUGUAGCACGACAAGACCGAGAUCAGACAGCAGGGAACAAUUGCCCUCCACCAGAGCUCAUCAUGACGGAGCCAGAUAACAUUAUGGAUCCUGAGUCUGAUGAAGAUGAAAAAUGUGAAAGAAAAGACUCAUUAGACGUUCAAGAAGAAGGCGGAGGUGCAAUGAGUGCAAUAGUAGCGGGGCUGCGACGGGCAGGCUCGGCUCACUCCCUGUGCGCUCCCAAAAGCAACGCUUCCUCCCGCUCCUUGCCACCCUCGCCCAGUCAUACUCCAAGGAAACAAUCGCUAGAGUCAGCCAAUCCCUUCAGCGGUUGUGGUACAACCUGGCUAGCUCGAGGCGGCGUGGGUGCGAUGUUGCAGCCCGCUCUGCGCAGCGCUCUACCACCGGAUGCACUACUCGCCGCCGCCCGCGACUCUGCCCCAGACCUUGCUUCGAAGCUCACCCCAACACAAAUACAUGAAAUGCUACAAGCAGUACGAGAGGAGCUAUCGGCGUCAGACGCGGGUGGCGAGGAAGGCGGUGAGGGCCGGGCGUGCGCGCUCACCGCACUCAUGCUGCACUGCUGCGCGGCCGCUCAGCUCGCCCAGCAACGUGCUGCCGACGGACUCAACACU
Messenger RNA from Brenthis ino (lesser marbled fritillary), 2865 nucleotides. The record is from the annotation of a GenBank genome assembly. Lineage: Eukaryota; Metazoa; Arthropoda; Insecta; Lepidoptera; Nymphalidae.